AGAGCUGCAAAUUUGCCAAAGGUCUUACUCAACAUCCACUGCAAAUUCAAAGUACUAAAAUGGAUAUGGAUUUCUAGAGAACUUCUUCUGCGAUAACACAUACUAGAGCACAUGCUGUAACACAUACACAGGCACUGAUACUGAUAGAGGACUCAUCUAGUAGCUAGCUUAUUGUAGUGGUGUAGCUGCUAAGAAAGUGUCGUAGUUCUCUUCGUGUUGGGUGUUACUAGUACUAAAACGCUCACGCCUCUAGUUGAGCCGCUACUACCAACCAGUAGUUCCUGUGGAAAGAACGAGGACGCGGGACGCCAAAAGCUAGUGAGCUCCGAGGACGUCGAAAAGCGGAGCAGCUGCGAUCAUCCUUGGAGGAUCCACUCCAAAAAGAUGUACGGCGGCCACGCAAAUGGCGGCGGUCACGGGCAGUACCCAAAUUACGCUGCUGCAGCCGCCGCAGCACAGCAGCAGCAGCACCAUUACGGGCAGAUUCCCGGGCAGCAGCAGCAGCCCGGUGGCGGACAACAGGCUCAUUACCCACAGCAGUACGGGCAGGUCCCGCAUCACCCGCCACCCUACGGGCCGCCACCAAACAUGAUGACCGCUGCGCAUCAGCAACAGGCACAGCAGCAGCAACAGCAAAUGGCCAUGGCGAUGGCGGCGCAGCAGCAACAGGCACAAGCCAUGGCAAUGGCCCAGGCGCAGCAGCAAAUGCACUAUAACGCGCAGCAACAGGCUUUUGCGGCAGGAUACAAUGCGCAACUGCAGCAACAAAUGUACACAGCACAACAACAAAUGCAGGCAGCGGCAGCGCAGAAAGGUUCGUUUGGAAUGUUUUUCUUUGAUAGUAGAGCUCCUGCCGUGUGACAACAUCAAUUUCUGUAUUUGUUUUGCAAGCAGCACAGAGCAUAUUGAGUGGGUUAUCGUAUAUGAUUUAUUUCGCAUGACAAGUUUUUGUUCAUCGUACCUACACUACUAGGCACCACUCCCGGGACCGCGAACGGCGCGAACACAACGCCACCCAACGGUACCACCAGUGGCCCAAACGCGCAGACACCGUCUACCACUUCCGGCACAAAAAUGUACGGCACCGCACAGCCCUUCGUCCCGAUGAGCCAACAGAAAGGCGGAAAUAACGCGUCUUCCCCCAUGGCAAUUUCCAAUCCUGCGGACCAAACCCCAACGGCGACACCCCAGAAAUUAUUCCAACAGCAGCAAUUUCCUUUGAAACUCGACUCCGAGGAGGCAAAAAUCGACCAAAUUGCCAAGGCGAUGUCGCAGAAAACUAGCAGUUCCGCGGAUUCGGUUUUAAAACCCCACCCGGGUCCUGCGCCGCACAACAACGGGAGCGGCACGGAGUCGACCAUUCCGUCAGCGAAUGGUACUAAGGGGCAGGCGUUACCGAAGACGGUCUCGAAGGAAGGCCAGCCGGGGAUUGCGGUCUCACUGGAAGAAAUUGCGUUUUUCAUGGAAGACAUGGAACGAACGGUCUGGUGGCUCAUUAAGGCGGGGAAGGUAUAGGAUUUUUUGCUUGAUUUGUGUUGCAGUUCGUUGCAGCAUCCGGCGCACGACGACGAAGACGUCGGAUGAAGCAGCACGACUUGCACAACUUCUUGUCAUUAUGCCAUGCAAGGUACAAACUUCAAUUUGCUAAAGAUUUAUACGAACAAAAUCCUUAUAAAUCAGGUGAAGCAGCAAGAGUUAAAAAACCUGGAGGAAUCGAAGAAGAAAGCCACCACCCCCUCCGACCUCAGUUCCCUCGCGGCGCAGCUCCAAGCCAAAACCUUCUCCACCCAGGCGGAUUCGCCGGAUAGCAUUUUGCUCAAGGGGUCGGAGGAAUUGCCGAAGGAUGAAGAGUUGGCGAAAACCUGUGACUGGUGGUCAGUGAUGGAAUCGAUUGAAAAGAACGUUCUCACCCACAUCGAUAUCCACAGUAAAUUUCCCGUACACGUACAAAUGCGGUCUCUGCAUGAGAAAACCUGGCCCCGAUCUUAGCUUAGCAUGACAAGUAUUUUUACUGGUGAAGUCUGUGAUGCAUUUUGUACAUGUACGGGAAAUUUGUAUUGCAUAAUCGAAACCCAUGAACACCAGUUACGGUCGAAGAUGUUCAUCGUGGUGCAGCCGACAAGGGAGCAGAAGGAAUUAUUAGAUAUCCUGUGCAAAAGUAUCGUACUCGUAGUAAUCGCAGUUAUGCAUUACAAAUCUCCAUCUCAAGGCAAAACAGCAUCACAAAUUCGAUUUGUCAUGCUGAGCUAAUUUGUAUUGCAAUUACUACUAGUACGAUACUUUUGCAGUUCAUACUAGACGUCUUGACACUACUCCGGUUUAACUGCGGGGGGAGAAUUAUCAUCUUCGACAUUCCGAACCACGAGAUGAACCACAAAGCUUUGUGGCAUUGCCUCCACGAGAACUUGAUCAACCAAGUCCCGUUAUCCUGUGUAAAAACGUCCCCACCCCAGAGUUGUCAUGCAAAUCUGCAUGAGCUGGAAUUGGAAAUGUUUUUCAUGCGGAGCCCCAUGAGAAGCAUUAUCCAGUCGCGUUUUGGAAUUUGUAAUGCUCCAAGUCCAACCAGCAUCAUAUACUAGAUCUGUGAUGCUGCUCAGCUAGCUCAAACAGCCCUAGUACACUACGAAUCCAAAUUUGUCAUGCAAAACAGCCAAAACUUGUGGAUUUGUCUAGCCGAGUCCCCAUCUUGACUAUGGGGUGCUGGGGACGUUUUUACAUAGGAUACCCGUGCUUCGGCGUGCAGGCGGAUUUGGUGGAAGGCGGGUUGACGCAGGAGAAAUACUUCAUGCAGUGCCUCUCUAUCGUCCCCUACAUCAAAAUAUCCAAUGCAAAAAUGUCUGGAUCUGGAAAAGUGUAGACUUGUCAUGCAGAUUUUCCAUGACCCAUGAGGUCUGGAAUGCGGGACUUAGCAUGACAGACUCUGGGAGGUCUCUGCCAUGCCUAUCCUGCAUGAGAAACUCCCUUCUAACUUGGUCAAAAGUGUACAGCUUUUGGCACUCACGCAACACAGAUUUUUGCAUGCUUCAGAUUUACCAUGACAAGUUGCAAUCUUCCAGACCCAGACACUUUUGCAAUUCAUACAAAAUCCCGGCGGGCCAGCAGGGAAACUCGCACGACAAAAUCAAGUUGUAUAGCGUCUUAUGAAUUGCAAAGAUGUCUGGGUCUGGAAGAUUGCAACUUGUGAUGCUAUCUUUAGAUUCCAAAAAAGUCUGUAUUGCAUGACCAGCAAGAGGAUUCCAGUUUGUGCUACACGGAGAGGGCAUUUCUCAUGCGGUAGAGGUAACACAAAGCGCUCUAAAGAUCUGUGAUGCUACAGUAUGCAUCACAGACAUCAUGGGUCAUGGAAAAUAUGCAUGACAAAGCUAAAGAUCUCUCAGACCCGGAUAUUUGUGCAUUUGAUACGUCUUUUUCCCGGACAAGAAGAGAAAACACUGGUCGUUUGUUAGUGGCGAGGUGAAAGCCGGGGGACAGCACACGAACAUCGCGAUGGCGGCGCACGAAAUUUGGAGUGAAACCGUUGGGGUUUUUUACCAGUGGACUUGGAACCGAUGUUUUACCAGUAUAGGAUUUUGGAUUAUAUUUUGCUUACGUUCUUGAUGAAGUAAUAUGAGUGAUUGUGUUUGUACGCACAAGCAUUUCCCUAACUUGUACCUCCGCAUGACAAAUUUACACCAAAAUAAACGAAUCCAUUUAUCAGAAACCAAGCCCUUCCUGUACGCGAACCACGAGCGCGACGGGACGAAAUACCCCAUCCGGCCGUACCUCUUCGUGGAAGCCACCCCAGAAUUCUACGAGUACACGUGUCAUGAGCUGAAAGAGGCGAUUCCGAACCCACUGGAAUCAACCGUCACGGUCAAUUACGUGCGUUACGACGAGCCGAAAGAGGAUACCAGGAUGAUCCACACGCAAGGGCAUUAUUUCAAGAACCACGACGAUGGGGCGUGGUUGGAUCUGGACUGGGACAGCGGGCGGUUGUCCAGUCGGAAGAUGGGGGAGAAGAGCCAUAUCAGGAGGGACGUGGAAUUACUGUUCAAACAGCAAUAUGCACUGCAAAAGUAACUCGUACUGCGUUGUACGAAUUGCAUCACAUCAAAUUUUUUCAAGAACAAAAAUGGAGCUUGUGAUGCUAUAUCCGGUAGAGAGAAAUCGAUUUGUGAUGCAUGACGGCAAUCAGUACGAGUGCGAAGAUACUUUUGCAAUGCAUAAGCAACCCAGGAAACUGUGGUCGAGCCUAUUCGGGCCGUUGUUAGAGAAAUCAGAGGCGGAGUGUAAUGCGGUUUUGGGGAAGGAUUUACCAACAGAUCCGCCGUUCGUCGUGCAAAUGCAGGGGAUCGACAAAGCAGCUACGGAUGAAGAUAUUUUAGAGUUUUACCAGGAUGGCGCGCCACACUGUAUAUGUUGUUUGUAGUUUUGGGGUGAUGCGGAACAUGCUAUGCUGUAUUGCAAAAAUCUUGUCGCGGCUACUCUUUGGUGUAGCAGGUUUGGGCCACCAGCAGCCUCACGUGUACGUUCUUGUGUUCUGUGCGAAGUAGAUCCAAGAAUUUAAAAAAUGGCAAAAAUACUUUAUCAACCAAACUCUCUCAGGCCAAAUCCUGUCCGUGACGCAGAUGCAGGAGCCCCGGCACAGUGCCCGAGUUGAAUUCGUCGACCAACCAUCGCUGCGGGUCGCGCUCCGCAAGCACAACGAGUACCUGAAGAGAAGGAAAGUGAAAAUUGAGCUGUGGCACGACGGCAUGGGCAGUGGGCUGCCCGUCGCGAAACAAAGUUCGGUCACUGGCGGGUCGUCUGGCGGGAAGGAUGCCGUGGUGCCCAUGAAGGGGAGGUCACAGGUAUAGAAAUUAUACUCGAGCAUUUGUGUUGGAAGAUAUUUAUACCCGCAUGCGAAUAGAAAGACAAGGCCCCUGUGAAGAAGCACGCAAUAAGUAGGUCUUGCACCUUUUAUUCCGAGUUCUGCUUGAGUAUCAUGCAGAAACGAAAUGCUGUCCAAAACCCUAUCAGGUCGAAUACUCCGGUCCCUUGCCGAAAUCCCCGCCCUACAAGUGCGUCUGCCGCAAUCUCGACCGCACGGUGACCGAUAACGACCUAGGGUACUUUUUCUGGGAUCGGUAUCCCACGAAAAAACUGUUUCACUGGGAUGCUUUUGUAAGAUCUGCAUCACAAGUUUGUUACACAUGACACAGAAAAUCUGCCAUGCGCGCUUCCCAAGGGAAAACGUUCCUAAAUGUCCAAUGUCUUGCGGGUGUAGCAAGACAAAUACUUCUGUGUUCCAUUCUAUACAUCACAAGUUCACACUGAAACAGUUUUUUCUUGUGAUAAUCGGGAGUGCGAGCCCAAGGUGAUCUCUAUGGAAGCAUGCGGAAAACACACGGGGAUCGUGGAGUUCGGCACGGUGGAAUUGUUAAAAUCCGCUUUGAAGUGGAACGGAGUGGUUUUCAAGGGGCGGGAAAUCUCGGUCUCCCUCUACGACCCGUCGGACGAAAACAGCCACGCAAAUGGAGAGGAGGGCCAAGGUGGGAACAAGAGCAGCUCCGGCGGUAACCCGAGAACGAGUCACAAGUCUUCCAUGUCUUCCCCCACAGAACACGACUCGGAGACAAGAGAGGGCGGUGAUUCGGGGGAAAAGAAAUUCGGAAGAAGAUCAGGGUUUUUGGGUCGAGGUGGUGAUGGCGACGGGAAAGACCGAGGGGGGAAGAACAAAGGUACUUAUAGAAUACGAUACAUUGACUGUGAAAUAAAAAUGCAGCACAUACGGUGUAGUUCUCAUGCAAAAUCUGCAUCAGGAGACAAAAACUCUGUCAUGCGAAUAACCGCAACUCAUAUCAACCCCCACCCUAGGUAACAAGUAUGGGGACCGGGACCGCGACGGUUACUACCCGAAGCUCCCCGGCUCCACCUACGGUCGCGACAAAAACCCGAGGAAAGGCUCGGGAGAAAAAGACAGCACGGAUCGGGACCGGGAUAUGGACAAGGUCUGGGAACGGGGAGUGAACCGCGCCGGCGAUAUUAACCGGGACAACAGUAGUAGUAAUCCCCGGAAGGGAAACAAUCGCGACAGGGAGAAUGGUGGGAUGUCGGCGAACAAUAGUAGAAAUCGUGAUCGGGGGGACGACGACAAAAUCGCGAUUAAACAGAAUUUCAAGGACACGAAAGCAGACCAUGACGACAAUUGGCGGCGGGGAUAGAAGUUCUACAGCUUGUUUGUGCUGUCAAAUUUAAGUAUCACCAUGAGGCACGAUAGGAAGAUGACGGUGCACAAUUCUUAUGCACCACUCAUGUUGACACUCACACUUGAUGACACUAGGCCGCGAACUGUCUCAGUACUAUCUGCUUUGUACCUACUUGCGAGAAAGAGCUUCUUCAUUUGGAGAGAGGCUUGGUAUCUUGAACAUGAACAUCUGGACGCAUAAUGGUACUAGGAGUCAUCUCAAAUAACGACGGCGACAAUCUUAAUCUAUUCUGAAAUCUUUGUACAUGAAAUAACAUCUUCUUCGACAGAAAAAUUUAGGUUUUUCUGCAAGCGACAGCACAGAUUUCGAUUUCAUAUCAGUUACUGGCUAAAUAUGAAGAGCAAAGCAACAGACGAAUGAAACUUCUGAAUACAACACCCUAUGAUUUUUACAACAACUACUCGCGGCUUAUGUCAAAGCCAAGUCGUUUUCUUUAUGUAUGUCAAACCUGUACUACCGUGCUCAAGGCAGCACUUUUUUACAGGUUGAAGGUUUAAUUUCAUCGGAAUCAUGAAAAAAAUAUGAGUCUUCACGUGCUUGCUUUUUUACUCCUCACGAGUAAGAGUAUCAGAUGGAUGAGGAAUAAAAAAGGCAGGAAAGUAGACCUAGAUCAUCAUCCACUACAAAAGAAAAGCAGGAAAGGAAAACUCAUUUUUUCUAAAUUUGUUUUUGCGAUUUAGAAGCGGCGACGCUGUCGUUCGUGUAGUUUGAAUGAUGCACACAUGUGGUUGCAUUCCGUUAUUUUCUAGCGUAGUAGUAGAGUGUUUGGACGUUUCGAGCAACGAAAUCAUUCUCAUUUUUCGAAACAAAAGACUCUUUUGCUGAGCUUGUAGUGCGCAUGUGACGAUUCAACAUCUUUCGUGAAAAUCAUCCUCUAUUAACGAUACUUUCUACAUAGGCAUAGCAGCCACAAU
Messenger RNA from Amoebophrya sp. A120, 7141 nucleotides. The record is from the annotation of a GenBank genome assembly. Lineage: Eukaryota; Dinophyceae; Syndiniales; Amoebophryaceae.